AUGGUUGUUCUACGUUUUUUUGGUCUUCUCACACUGUUGACGGCUUUGGCAGUCGGUGCUAAGGACUCCGACUCAGUUGGUUAUCCGAUACCUAUUCCUCGAAACAUGAAUCAGGUCGACUUUAGCCGAAGUAUCAUCGACUAUUGGACUUCUCAGAGAAGAACAAAUGCAAAACCAAAAGAUGAAAUAGCUUUAGGUACUUCAGGUUGGUAUCAAUCCGUUAGACGAAGCUCGAAUGACUUACCACGUUCCACUCCUAGUGUUGCACCAUCAAUAAAAAUCGAUGCAACAGGAUCUGCUCGAUCCACAGGAACACUUACUCCGCCUCCGAUGAUAGGUAAAGUAUUUUUUGUUAUGAAUGGAGCAGAUUACGUAUGCUCAGCCUCGGUUGUCACUGCCACAAAUCGAAACACUGUUUUAACGGCUGGCCAUUGUGUCUAUAAUACCAACACGAAAAAGUGGGCAACAAAAUUCCUGUUUGUACCAGCGUAUUCGAACGGAUUGAGUCGUUAUGGCAGCUGGACAGCACAUCAUUUCGCUGCAUUGAACGGUUGGAUGAAUAAUCAUGAUCACAAUUAUGAUGUUGCUAUAGCUGCUAUGAAUACCAAUUCUCGUGGUCAACAUAUUCAAGAUGUAACUGGCGCACUUGGCAUGACUGCGAACUGGCCUAAAGAGGCAACGGUUUAUGCUUUCGGCUAUCCUGUAAGCUUGAGUGGUGGCAAAUUAAUGAGUAGAUGCAUGUCGAAUUCAUCUACGGUUUCGUUCGUGAGUGGUUUUGAUGGCAUAAAAUUGCCAUGCGGUAUGACUGCGGGAGCUUCAGGUGGACCAUGGAUUCAAAACUUUAAUACAACAACAUUACAAGGCCGUCAAACAUCGGUCAACAGUUUUUUUAUGCCAAGUCAUCCUGGCUACAUGUUUGGACCUUAUUUCAACACUGAUAUCUGGAAUUUUUUUAAGUCUCAUGAAAACGCGUGA
This is a messenger RNA of Rotaria sp. Silwood2, 975 nucleotides long. The record is from the annotation of a GenBank genome assembly. Lineage: Eukaryota; Metazoa; Rotifera; Eurotatoria; Philodinida; Philodinidae.